Messenger RNA from Dictyostelium discoideum AX4, 4308 nucleotides. RefSeq lists its product as hypothetical. Bases 1 to 4308 code for a protein of 1435 amino acids. Gene Ontology annotation, cellular component: cytoplasm. The record is from RefSeq and is a predicted model, not a curated record. The transcript is spliced from 6 exons. Lineage: Eukaryota; Evosea; Eumycetozoa; Dictyosteliales; Dictyosteliaceae.
AUGAAUAAUAGUAGCAACAAUGUCAAUCCAAAAAUAAAUUAUAGUGGCGAUAAUCUAAUCAAACCCGAUAUUGAUAAUAAUAAUAAUAAUAAUAAUAAUAAUAAUAAUAAUAAUAAUAAUAAUAAUAAUAAUAAUAAUAAUAAUAAUAAAGAUACCACUGGUCUCGUUGAUAAUGAUGGUAAAUUUAAUAUAAUGAAAGAAUUGGAAUUUGAAGAUUCAUCAACAACAACAACAACAACAACAACAACAACAGCAACAGCAAUAACAACAACAACAGAGGGUAGUAAUAAUAGUAAUCAAAAUAGUAAUAGUAAUUUUAAUAAAACUUCACCAACUUUAUUAUCACCCAAAUAUUCUAACGAUUCAACAAUUAAUAGUCCGAGAAGUAUUGACAACAAUCCAAAUAAAUCACCAAAAGAAUCAAAUAAUAAAAAUACAAGUUUAUUCUCGACAUUAGGUGAUUCAUUAUCUUCAUUAUUUAGAGGUAAUAAUAACAAUAACAAUAACAAUAACAACAACAACAAUAAUAAUAGUAAUAAUAACAAUAGCAAUAAUAGUGUAAAUAAUAAUAAUAAUAAUAAUAAUAUAAGAAAUCCUUAUGGGCCAGCAUUUUCACCUGUAAUGUCACCAAUUCAAUCGCCACAAUCAUCACAAAGAUUUAAUCAUACAAGUUCAAAUAGUAAUAGCAUAAGUGGUAUUAAUGGAUAUUAUAAUGAUAAUAGUUUGAAUGGAGGAGGUGGUGGUGGUGGUGGAGGGGGAGGUGGCGGUGGUGGAACACCAUUUGGUACUGCUAACAGUACUUUGAAAUUAGCAACACCUGGUGGUGAAAAUACAAUAUCACCACAAACAUCUUUACAUUAUAGUCAUGGAUUUAUGAAUGCGCCAGUAAUUGAUGAUUUUAUAGUUUUAUCAGAAUUUAGUGAACAAGCUGGACCAAUAGCGUUGAAUUUAGUACCAACAGAAUUCCAUUUUGGUAUGUUGGAUUUCGAUUUAUCAAAAUAUGUUGUCAAAGUGAUGUCAGUAGAUUUUCAAAAUAAAACAAAUGAUUUAAAAACUUAUACAAAAGAUUCUCAAAUGUUUUUCACUUUACCUUCAAAUUAUAGAAGUGAAAUUUAUGCCUAUGUUCAUCACUUUUCAUUAUUUGAUAUAAACGCUCGUGGUUAUGUUAGACCAUGUGUAAUAAGUUAUAUUACAAAGAAUCCAUACAAGGUUAUUAAAUAUUUCGAUAAAUUUAUUCAACAAUUUAAUCAUUUAACUUCAGUUUUAAAACAAAAGAAUCAUGUUUUAUUUGAAGUAGAAUAUAAACAACGUCAAAAAGAUUUAGAAUUUACAUAUAUUCAUUAUAAAAAAGAAAAAGAAAAAGAAAAAGAAAGAGAAAAAGAAAAAGAAAGAGAAAAAGAAAAUGAAAAUGAAAAUGAAAAUGAAAAUGAAAAUGAAAAUGAAAAUGGAAAUGAAAAUGAAAAUGAAAAUGAAAAUGAAAAUGAAAAUGAAAAUGAAAAUGAAAAUGAAAAUGGAAAUGAAAAUGGAAAUGAAAAUGGAAAUGGAAAAGAAAAUGGAAAUGGAAAGGAACAAGAAACAAAAGAAAUAAAGGAUGAAGAAGAAACAAAAGAUAAAACUAAUCCUUUAUCAAAAUCAGGUGAAAUGGAAAAUAUUAACAGUUACUCCGAUCAAGAUGAUAAUAAUAAUAAUAAAGAGGAAUUUACAAAUUCAUAUGGUGAUUAUUAUGAAGAAUAUGAUAUUUUUUCAUCUGUCAAUGACGCACUAUGUGAAUUACAAUCAAUUGAGUUGUUAUUUGAAAAUGAAAGAAAGAUACAAUCGGCACCAAAUUAUAGGGAGAAACCAAUACCACCACAUUUGGAAUCUUCUAUGGGCACCAUUUAUUUUUCAGAUACAGUUUUACUUAGUACAGAACCAAAAUUAAUCGAUACUCUAAAUAAAACAGGUCAUUUAGAUAAACCAUUAAGACAUAUCAGUGAAUUAUGUCCUGAUGUUUUCGAAAAAUUCCUUCAUAAACUUGAGCAAUCCUAUAAAUAUUUCUCAAGAUCACCACUUCAAAUGGAAUUUGAUAUUCUAGAUCCACAAGUUUUAACUCCACCUUCAUUAUUAUUAACAAUAGGUCAAACUUCAAUUUUAAAUUUUUCAUUUGAAUCAGAGAAAAAGAAUAGUAAUUCAAGACCAUCACAAUUAAAGGAUACUCAAAAAAUUAACAAAUCUCAUAAUAAAAAUAUUACUAAAGCAUCAUCAUCCCAACAUAACUCAUUAAGUUCAUAUUCUUCUGAUCCAAGCUCUUAUUUAUCUGUUUAUUCCUCAAAUUCAUUUUUUAAUCCUUUUAAUAGUAGAACAUCAUUAAUAAAUUCAAUGUUUAAUAACAAUAGUAUUAAUGAUAUUGAUAAAACAAAUAAUAAUAAUAAUAAUAAUAAUAAUAAUAAUAAUAAUAAUAAUAAUAAUAAUAAUAAUAAUAAUAAUAAUAAUAAUAAUAAUAAUAAUAAUAAUAAUAAUAAUAAUAAUAAUAAUAAUAAUAAUAAUAAUAUUACUAUUAGUGGUCUAAAUGUAGAAAAUGAGUUAUUAUUAGCCACUACUAUCCAAAAUAUGUUUGGUCCAAAUGCUUUAAAUAACAAUAAUAAUAAUAAUAUUAAUAAUAAUAAUAAUAAUAAUAAUAAUAACAAUAACAAUAUUAAUAAUAACAAUAAUAGGAAUAAUUUUGGUAGUUUAACUCCACCACCAGAAUUAUUAAGUGACGAUAAUAAUGGUAAACUUAAAUUAAAAUCAUUUUCAGAUUAUUUGUGGGGAACCAAUAAAGAUUUAAUAUAUGGUAGAGAUUUAAAAAAAAUAUUAACUAAAUAUGUUUGGUUAAGACAUGCCGUUUAUUCUCUAUUAAAAGGUAGACCAGUUGUAAUUUUAGGUUCACAAGAUAAGGAACAAUUAAUUAUUUCAAUGACAUAUGCACUUAGUAUUUUUGUAGUUGGUCUAACUACAAAGUCAAAGAUUGCAUUUGAUCCAUGGAAAACUUCACCACUAACACUUUCAGAUCUUUCCUCAUUGAAAUUAAUUGGUAUGCCUAAAGUAUUAUCAAAAUCUCCAUUAAUCCCAAUUAAUGUUGCUAAUUAUGUUUCUAAAAUUGAUUUAGAUACAGAAGAGUAUCAUGGUGUAUUAUAUAGUCAAGCAAAUGGUUUAGUGGAUGAAAUUUUAGGUCAAAAGAAAGUAUGGUAUAACGAAAGUAUUUUUACUGGACAUGUUGAAGAUCAACUCUAUGAAUUGGCAUUAAAGAGUUUUUAUUAUCAUCAUUUAUGUUGUGUAGAGAUAACUUCAUCAGCUCUACCACCUCAACAUCCUUCUUCACCAUCUCUUUUCAAUGCAAAUAGAAACAAUAGUAAUUUAAAUUCAAGCUUAAGUAGUACAAAUAAUAAUUAUUCCCCAAGAUCAAUAAAUAGUGCUAAUAGUAUCAAUAGUAAAAAUAAUUAUAUGAAAGAUUCAACAAAUAUCGCUAAUAUUAAUAACAACAAUAAUAAUAAUAAUAAUAAUAAUAAUAAUAAUAAUAAUAAUAAUAAUAAUAAUAAUAUUAAUAAUAAUAAUAAUAAUAAUAAUAAUAAUAAUAAUAAUAAUAAUAAUAAUAAUAAUAAUAAUAAUAAUAAUAAUAAUAAUUUAUCUUUAUCAGAAUCAUUAUUACCAAAUUUUAAUAAUGGUGAUAAUUCACCAAUUGGCAGUAAUAGUAUUAAUAACUUAAAUGCUCACAUAAAACAUACUUUGCUUCAAUAUCAACAAUAUCAAAGAGAACAACAUGUUUCAAAGUCUGGUAAUAUUCAAAAGAAAUCAAAUGCAUUAAAAGCUCAAAGAUCAAUGUCUGAAUCUCAUAUUAAAUAUAAUUUACCUCAUAAUCAACAACAACAACAACAACAACAACAACAACAACAGCAACAGCAACAACAACAACAACAACAGCACCAACAACAACAACAACAGCACCAACAACAACAACAAACUCAAAGAGAUCGUGGUGUUGGUAAUUAUUCAUCUGUAAACAACAAUAAUAAUUAUUUUAGUAAAUCAUCGAAUCCAUCAUCACCUUCAUCAUCACCAUAUCAAACAUUUGAUAGACCUAUGUUAGUAACAGUUCAACCAACAGAUCCAAAAUCAUUAUUCAAACGUUGGGAGAUUAACAAUAUACAUGAUCAAAUAAUUAUUGAAUAUUUAUCUGAAGUGGUAAAAGAUCAACAAUAUUAUGAAGCUCAUAUAACAAAUGAAAUUGAAAUAGCUCCUAUCAUUAAAUUAGAUUAUACCCCAAUAUCUAUUGUAAAAAAUAAAAAAUAA